AUGCGCAGGCAUCCCAGACCCAGAAGCAGCGCGGGGCCGGGCAUGGCGGCGGCGGCGGCCGAGGGUGUCCCAGAGAGCCACCGCGAGGAGCCCGUUCGGGAUGAUGCCGCCGUGGAGACCGCUGAGGAAGCAAAGGAGCCCGCUGAGGCUGACAUCUCUGAGCUCUGCCGGGACAUGUUCUCCAAGAUGGCAACUUACUUGACUGGGGAACUGACGGCCACCAGUGAAGACUAUAAGCUUCUGGAAAAUAUGAAUAAACUAACCAGCCUGAAGUAUCUUGAAAUGAAAGAUAUUGCUGUAAACAUCAGUAGAAACUUAAAGGACUUAAACCAGAAGUAUGCUGGACUACAGCCUUAUCUGGAUCAGAUCAAUGUAAUUGAGGAGCAGGUAGCAGCUCUUGAGCAGGCAGCCUACAAGUUGGAUGCGUAUUCAAAAAAACUGGAAGCCAAAUACAAGAAGCUGGAGAAGCGAUGAAAAACUUAUUCCUAUGGGACAAAGUCUUUUUUAAUGUGGGAAGAAUGUUUUAUAAGACCUGAAUCUUGAGGCUGAUGAAUUGUCAAAACUCCUCAAACGGCAACUAUGCUGGUCGUCCCAGAAACUUUGCAACAUUGGAGUAAACUGGAGGACUCUGGCUACUCCUGGAAGAACUUCUUCUGAGGCAGAAUCCCUCAAAAACUCAUGCUUAUAACUCCUUACCUUCUACUUGAAUGCUUCAUCAUCCAUUCAGGACAGAGACUCUCUCAAAGUUUGCAUAAACCUGGACUUGCCAGUAGAAUCAAACGAGUGGGCCUGUUUUCCCUGGUAGCUGUUGAUUACUACAUUAUUUUCUUAAAUGGUUGGUUUUUGAGUUACUGUGUAAAUGGUUGUUUUUUUCUAUUAAGGAUGUAAUGUAUUGCUAACAAGAUUCUAAAUUUAAAAAGGAAAACAAAACAGUCUUGUUCUUGACAGUUUGUCACCUUGUGAAUGUCAGUAAUUUUCCAUAACAUUGCAAAUAACAGAAAAUCUUAAAACAAUUUCAGGCCAAGUCUUCUAGACUGAACAGAAACAGUGAAAGGAGUGUUGUUGCGAUAGUUUGGUGUAUGUGAUGGGCCCCUCCUGUCUCUUCUCUGUAUGAGUCAGAUGGCUGGGGAUGGAUAUCAUCUUGGCAUGUGCUCCCUUUUGGAAAUAUAAGGACAGGAUGUGUACGUGUGUGUACGUGUUAGGUGGGGAGGUGGGGCUGCCACUCGGGCUGCUACUCAUUAAAUAAAGCAUUUUUAUAAAA
Molecule: messenger RNA, 1261 nt
Organism: Balaenoptera ricei (Rice's whale)
Lineage: Eukaryota; Metazoa; Chordata; Mammalia; Artiodactyla; Balaenopteridae
Gene: BLOC1S2
Product: biogenesis of lysosomal organelles complex 1 subunit 2
Exons: 5
Coding region: 1-474 (157 amino acids)
Biological process (GO): lysosome localization; endosomal transport
Cellular component (GO): gamma-tubulin complex; BORC complex; BLOC-1 complex
Molecular function (GO): gamma-tubulin binding
Source: RefSeq, a predicted model, not a curated record